Messenger RNA from Cantharellus anzutake, 327 nucleotides. RefSeq lists its product as uncharacterized. The record is from RefSeq and is a predicted model, not a curated record. The coding region runs from base 1 to 327 and encodes 108 amino acids. Lineage: Eukaryota; Fungi; Basidiomycota; Agaricomycetes; Cantharellales; Hydnaceae. The transcript has 2 exons.
AUGAGACAUGGUUUUGGUCUUCUCGGAUUCCUGUUGUCCAUUUUCUUGCUCCUGAAAGUCUCUGAAAACUAUGACGAAAGUGCAGAGGUGGGAUCUAAACUAAUUUUAAUCUCGAGUGCGGGCGCCGAGAGAACUGGGGGAGAAAAGAGAAAGAAAGAACGAACGACCCCAAAUAGAGGUCGCAUGGGAGAUUCUGUCACACUCUGCUUACGGCAGGAUACAAGGAAGGUCUACGCGUCAGAUUUGGAUGAGCGACCAGUUGGGUCUAGAGCUGAUCCAAGAAAAACAACGCCAGAGCCGAGGGCAAAUCGGAUAUUGCUGUUUUAG